UCAAUUUUCAUUCCAUUGGAUCUACAUCUAUUAUAGAUGUAGAUCAAAACCUUGCCUUUCCCUUCGUUAAUGAAUUUAAACCAUUUCGUGUCUGUUUUAGUAUUUGUUUAGGACAGUUAUAUGUGCAAGGUUGGCAUUGCGAGAUUGGCAUCUGGAAUCUAAAUACCAAGGAAUAUAAAUUCCUUUGUCAGCCUAAUAUGAAAACCAAACCAAGUUCCACUUCAAUGUUUGGGAGUGGUUUUGGUUAUGAUGUAAAAUCUGGUGACUUCAAAGUCAUAAGAUUUUACACACACUAUAACUGUGAAAAAAAACAAAAGAAGUAAAGAAGAGAGGUUGAUUAGCACAAAGAGAGUAGCUGAGGUGUAUUCUCUGUUAAAUGAUAGAUGGAAGAAAAUUACAGUCCUGAAGCUACCAUAUGCUUCCAAACAUAUGCUUAUGUCCACGAUACUGGUAAUUAUCAUUGGAUAGGUAUAACUAAUUAUGGUACAGGUAUUGUGUCCUUCAAUUUUACUAGUGAAACCUUCUCUUUCUACUCUUUACCCCUACUGAGAUUCAUAACAGUAUGCAUACCCUAGUUGGGUAUAAUAGUUGUUUGUUUUCUAUAUCCUAUAAGAGAAGCGCAACACAAGUUGGAAAAGCACUUCUUCCGGGAGAGUUUAAAGUUUUUGAGAUAUGGGAGCUUGAUAGUAGGAUUGGGUCGUGGGAAAAACAUUUCCAUGUUGUUCUGAAUGAUGUUGAGAAAGCAGUGGGGCUUAAAAAUAAUAUAUUAUUUCUCGAAGGGAGGGGUGGGAGCGAUAAUUUAUGUGAAUUGUUGGUUUAUGAUUUGAUUACUAGGGAAAUGAAGGCCACAGGCAUCUUUGAUUAUGCUGGAAAAAUGAAGAUUGCUGACUAUGUUUGCCCGAAUGGGUCUGGUACUAGUACUGAUAUGGAGUUAACGAGUUCAACAGAUGAAUCUUCAUCUCAGUCCUCCCUUUCAGCUCAGUUCUCCCUAAUUAGGAUGUAAUAGAUUAUAACUGUAAGACUUGAGAUCCUGAAAUUCCACUUAAUAGAUUAUAACUGUAAGACUUGAGAUCCUGAAAUUCCACUUAUCUGUUCAUCAUCAAUAUUUCGUUGUUUGCAUUAUGUUUUGUAAACUUGUAAUGACUUGAGACCUAAAAAUUCCAUUUGUCUGAAUCGUAGCUUAUGUG
This is a messenger RNA of Salvia miltiorrhiza (redroot sage), 1187 nucleotides long. RefSeq lists its product as uncharacterized. Bases 563 to 1003 code for a protein of 146 amino acids. The record is from RefSeq and is a predicted model, not a curated record. NCBI's taxonomy places the organism in Eukaryota, Viridiplantae, Streptophyta, Magnoliopsida, Lamiales, Lamiaceae. The transcript is spliced from 2 exons.